Messenger RNA from Nothobranchius furzeri (turquoise killifish), 1852 nucleotides. It is a transcript of the gene hspb7, whose product is annotated as heat shock protein family, member 7 (cardiovascular). The record is from RefSeq and is a predicted model, not a curated record. Gene Ontology annotation, biological process: heart development. Gene Ontology annotation, cellular component: cytoplasm; nucleus. NCBI's taxonomy places the organism in Eukaryota, Metazoa, Chordata, Actinopteri, Cyprinodontiformes, Nothobranchiidae.
GCUGCGGGAAAGUGGGACAGCAAACGCUCUUAUAUAAUCAAUAAAAAGGCAGGAAAAAACGUAACAUUUCCUAAAUUAUUCGAGUUGUGCGAUUUAUUUCUAACACUUAAAGAUUCCCAGAGCUGCUCCAGGAACAAUCAGCUCUCUCCGCCUCCCUCUUCACUCCCUUCACUCUCCUCCUCUGCCUUAUCCGGCACUUAAAACCAUCCAUGAGUGUGACCAACUCCUCUGCCUACCGAUCGGAGCGCAGUUUCCACCAGACUUCAUCCUCAACUUCAUCCUCCUGUAACCCAUACAUGGAGAAGAGCCGGGGACUGUUUGCUGAGGACUUUGACUCCUUCAUGAGACCUGGGAGCGACGCUUUAGGGUUUUCCAGUGGAGCCGGGAACAUCAAAACCCUCGAUGAUUCAUACCAGUUUACCGUUGAUGUGCAAGGCUUUUCCCCUGAGGAUGUCAUCGUCACCACAUCCAACAACCAGAUAGAAGUCCGUGCGGAAACGUUGGCCCCGGACGGUUCAGUGAUGAACACUUUCACCCAUAAGUGCCAACUACCCGAGGAUGUGGACCCCACCUCAGUGACAUCAUCCCUGGGUGCUGAGGGGACUCUAACGGUCCAGGCACGAAGACAACCGGCCAAGCACGAGCUUGUACAGACCUACCGCACAGAGAUCAAAAUCUAGACAGAGACAGACUUUCUCACACAUCACUUAUUGGGGAUUUAACCCCUCAUUUCUGUCAUUUUUAUGAUGUCUCUCCACUUCAGCCACUGCUAAUCCACAUUUCAUGAUGGCAACAAAGCUAGUUUAAUUAUAUAGUAAAGGUCACACUUACAUAUCUCAGUCGGUUCUGUAAGGCAGUUUUACUCACAUUUAAUAUUAAGUGUCAUGAAUUAUUUAAUGUAUAAUGUUAAUAAAUCUGCAUUAAAACACAACUGAACCUUUCAUUUCCCUUUUUCUUCCAUUUACUAUUGUAGUACAAAAACUUUGUGGUAAUUUAACCUGUGAAUGUAGGUAGUUCUAUUUUUCUAUAAGAUUCAGAGUAUGAUUGUUGACAUGUCAGUGGCCUAGUGGUGGAGUGUCUGCCCUGAAACUGAGUUCAAAUCCCGGUCGGGUCACACCAAAGACUUUCAAUGGGACCCAAUGCCUCCCUGACACUCAAUUUUAAGGGGUUGCAUUGGGGGGUUAAACCACCAAAUAGUUCCCGAGCGCAGCCACAGCUGCAGCUCAUCGCUCCCCACGGGGAUGGGUCAAAUACAGAGUUUAAUUUCUCCAAUGUUUGAUCACUGGUGGGACAGAGAAAUGUUUGUGUAUUUAGAAAAAAAUAAGUACUUGGAGUUUAUAGUCUUUGUGGGAAAAUUAAAGAACUCUACACAAAAGGUUUCAAGCUGAACACAACUUGUUAUUGUUUACGAAACAUGUAAUUUAAAUCCCGACUUUCAAUAAAGAAAAGCAAAAGAAAUCUGCAAUAAAAUCUGUUGUGACCAGUAAAAGCACAAGGCAUGCAAUUCUCUGAAUCAAUAUGAAACUGAAGUUGUAUUCUAUUGACCUGUCUGUAAACCUCAGUCUUUUGUGAGAAGAAACAAUUGUGAAGAAUCCUAUCAUUCUUUUAAAAAUUGAGAAUUUUAUAAAUAUAAAUUUGAGGGGUUAUUUGCUUCAAAAACUAUUAACGUGUUUUUUUUCUAUUUUGCUGUAUUUGUCACACUGUAACCUUGGAAAUUAUUGUAUUUGCUGUGUUUAGCUCACAAUUACUUGUUUGAACAUUUAUGAGCUAACCAAAUAUAUGGCAUGUAUGGUAUAUGACUGAUAAAUAAAAAUGCAAUAAUUUAAUAACAAUAAAUCCUACCCAAACUGAA